AACUAAAAGAUCUGUUGCGGAUGAAUAUGGAAGAAACAUGGCCGGGAGUGCAGUCGAAUCAGCCGGAUCCGAUGGGGCAUUUCAGCUCAAUGGUUCAAGUUGGCCAGACUCAGGCAGACAGAGGCCUGAGACCUACCAGCGGCGGACAGAAGCCCCUCCCUUCCCAGGAAUGUCUCAGCCCCACUGAAGUCGCAGGGCCACGUCAGCCAAUUGGCUCAGGCCCUGCCCUGGAAACAGCACCUGUUAAUUUCCCCCCUCCUUCCAGCUCACCUGGGUGCAGGUUAGGCAGGUGAAGCGUCUCCCCGGAAACAGACCUAGAGCGCCCCACCUGCUGGGUCCUGCCUGCUCAAAUCGGAUUCAGCACAGCCAGGCGUCCCAUAAAGCCUCUAAGAGGUUAGCUGGGGCUUCCCUGCCCCACUCCAGCGCCUCCUGGACUCGCAGCUGACACCUACAGGACCGGUCUCUCCUGCUGCCGGAAGUUGAGUUCCUUGCCGGCAGUGCUAGCUUUAUUUUUACCUGGUUUCAGUUUGUCCCGUCAUCCACUGUGGCACCACCAGCUUCCUCCGACAGCCUGAAUGGAACAGGACACCGAGACAGCCUGAGCGAGAGAGGUGCGGGUAACCAUAGCCUGGACUGAGAAGAGGAGACUGGGCUUCUCUCCGACAACCAGGUGAUGGGGACACAGGGUCACGACAAACACCCUCUGAACCCUGACAUUGAUCCUCUAUCCUGACCCUGCCUGACCAAGCCAUGUCCCAACAAGCCUCAGUGGGCAGGGGGUUGCCCCCAGAUGUGCUGGCAGAGCAGGUGGAGCUAUGGUGGUCCCAGCAGCCCCGGCGCUCCUUGCUCUGUUUCUCUGUGGCUGUGGUCCUAGUGGCUGGCUGUGGGGCCGGCGGCGUGGCACUGCUGUCUUCCACCAGCAGCCGAUCCGGCGAAUGGCGACUAGCCGUGGGCACUGUGCUCUGCCUGCUGGCCCUGCUGGUUCUGGUGAAGCAGCUGAUGAGCUCUGCCGUGCAGGAUAUGAACUGCAUACGCCAGGCCCAGCACGUGGCCUUGCUGCGCAGUGGCGGAGGCGCCGACGCAGUUGUAGUGUUGCUCAGUGGCUUUGUGCUGCUGGUCACCGGCCUGACCCUGGCUGGGCUGGCUGCUGCCCCGGCCCCAGCACGGCCACUGGCUGCCAUGCUGUCCGUGGGCAUUACCUUGGCUUCCUUGGGCUCAGUUUUGCUGCUUGGGUUGCUACUGUACCAGGUGGGUGUGAGUGGACACUGCCCUCCGAUCUGUAUAGAGGCAUUCUCCGCCCGAAAUGGCCACAGUGACAACGGUAGCAUCUUUAGCAUCUCAGGACAGUUGUCUUCUGGCCAGCGUCAUGAGACCACCUCCAGCAUUGCCAGCCUCAUCUGACAGAGAUGGAGCCCUUCUUGCCAUUCCCUGCCUCGGUAUCCCCAGAACUUGUGACGGACAUGCACAGGUGCAUGCAUAUAUGUGUGUGUUCCCCUGCCGUGGCAUUUCAUGAUAUGUGAUUAGGAGUACAUGUGUACCCUCAUAUCCAUCCCAUGAGACGGUGAGGGAUACCUCCUCGGAGCUGUUCGUAUCAUGGACUGUCAUGCUCUAUGCCUGGUCUCUGAGGACUUGACCCAUAUUUCCAAGACCCUACAACUCCAGCCUUGCCCUAUGGCAUCAUCAAGGAUCUCCACAGAGGUGACUGUUGCCUAUCCACGACUACACCAGUAAUCACUCUUGGAGAGUGACUCGUCAAAGCUGAGAGAAGCAAAGCUGAGAGAAACGGCUUCCGGAUGAGAUGGACCUGGCCUGGGAAACACCUUUGAGCUUGUAACCUAGCAGCUGGGGCCAGUGAGAGGUGACUCAGACACUCCUGCCUCAGUUUCUUAGAACAGUGUUGCUAUUGAUUCUUAGGAUUAAUUGCCUCUUGGGCAAGAUGAUUGGGCUCCUGGCAAAUGUUCAAUUAAAAGGUGACUAUAGUGAAAACGAAAUAAAUUAUGGGGGAAAGGUGGCUGUAGUUCUGUCUGCACCACGGCGUCUCACCUCAGAGACCCUUACCCCCGCCCCACAGCCCACUCAUCCCAGGCUAUGGAGCCACGGUGUCGUCAGCCAGACCUAGGGUUUCUCUUCUCAUGAGAGAAGGGAGAAGUGUCAAGAGGAUUCCACAGGUUUGGAAAGAAACCUACUGGUGUCCAGUCCCAGAGAGAGUGGGGAGCCAGCUCUUCAGACGUGUUCACUUGCCACUUACGGGGAGAUUUAACCAGUGACUGUGUCUCUAGAAAUGUGACCCUGUCCUUAUGUAUAGUCUGCCUUCUGUGAAACAGGAACAGGCUGCUAUUUGCAUGGCCAUUGUACCAGUUAGCCCACUUCUGGGUUCCGGGAACUGAAGAGGCAGUAAGCCACUUCCUGCUUGGAGUUGCCUGGAAGGGCUCUCCCCUCCCCCCCCCUCGGUGUGUGUUUUCUCUCCAGGUGACAAAAACAUAGGUUACUGCU
This is a messenger RNA of Mus pahari (shrew mouse), 2493 nucleotides long. RefSeq names its product transmembrane protein 125 (gene Tmem125). The record is from RefSeq and is a predicted model, not a curated record. The coding region runs from base 751 to 1401 and encodes 216 amino acids. NCBI's taxonomy places the organism in Eukaryota, Metazoa, Chordata, Mammalia, Rodentia, Muridae. The transcript has 5 exons.